Messenger RNA from Cryptomeria japonica (Japanese cedar), 1266 nucleotides. Its product is annotated as RING-H2 finger protein ATL74. The transcript has a single exon. NCBI's taxonomy places the organism in Eukaryota, Viridiplantae, Streptophyta, Pinopsida, Cupressales, Cupressaceae. Gene Ontology annotation, biological process: protein ubiquitination. The record is from RefSeq and is a predicted model, not a curated record. Bases 279 to 773 code for a protein of 164 amino acids. Gene Ontology annotation, molecular function: transferase activity.
CUUUGUUAUCUGCUGGUCUUUCUUAGGUAUUGUGGAUUCAUUCUUUCAUUUUCUCUUUUCUUUUCUUCUUCUUUUCUGAAUCAGAAGUUAAUACUAUGCAGAACGAAUCUUCUCUUAUGCAGAACGAAUCUUCUCUUGAUCUUUCUUAGAUCUUGUGGACGCCAUUAAAAUUCUUCCAUUCAUUCAUUUUUUCUUUUAUUUGCCCACUUACAACAUUCUUCUCUGGAUCGACCAGAUUAUUCAUAAUUUCUAGCCCACUGUAAGCUAAGUUCAAUACUAUGAAGGAUAUUUUGGGUUUUCCAAGAACAGGAAGAAAGUUAUUGAGUGCUCCUUUAAGCUCGCCUGAUGGCAAUACACUUGUUUAUAGUCACGCUAGUUUUGACAGUAUGUUGAUUAUCAUAAUUGCAGGUUUUAUUGUUUCUAUGCUAUUUGCAUGGGUGUUGAAAAGCAUUGCAAGCUGUGUCUUCUGUUGUAACAGAGAGGUUGUGGGGAUUCAUUCAUCCCCUGGUUUGGCUCAUGCUGAAAAUGGUGAUUAUGGCAACCAGAAUUAUAUGAAGCAAGUUAAUGUGAAAGCAGUGGCUACUGUUUUGUAUAGCAAUAUGGGUUCAGAGGUUAAAGAUGUGGAUUGCCCGAUUUGCUUGGCAGAGUUUGUGGAAGGAGAAAAUCUGAAAGUUCUGCCACACUGUAAUCACUGUUUCCAUGCGGAAUGCAUUGACAAAUGGCUGGCUUGCAAUCCAUCUUGCCCCUCCUGUAGACAAUCUCUUCUGCAAUAAGUACAAAUCAAUUUGAUUGCCAGAUUGUUUCACUGGUUUGCCAAGUAGGACUAGAGCCAUGGAAGCCUGGAGAAUUGUAACAAGUUUCUAGGAGAAUUGUAGCUGAUUUAAUAUUAUUGUUCUGACAAGACUCAUUUCAUCCCUUUGGCUAAAAGCUCAAGUGCUGGGUUAAUUUAAUUCUGUAACAAUGUUUUUUUUGUUCUCUUUUAAGGAAUUUGGAUUGGCUAGAUUUUGCCUUCUUUUUUCUUGAAUUGAGGUGAGGAGAGGCGGCUAGGCAUAUGAGAAGUUUCGAAUGGGUGCGUAUUAGAAAAACUCACAGCUAUCAAGAAUAAUGAAUAUAUUCAAUAAGGAGUUACAUCAAAAAGAAAUUGGAUUGGUUAGGUUUUUUUUGGUGGGGUUGGGUGAGAGAAGGUAGCUGCACAUACGAAAAGUUUGGAAUGGGUGUGUAUCAAAGAGAAUUACAGCUGUCAAGAAGGAUAAAUAUAUAUAAUGA